GCGGCUGGGGUCAGGGCCCAGGGGCCGGAGGCCAUGUCGGACCUGGGCUCGGAGGAGUUGGAGGAGGAGGGAGAGAAUGACCUCGGGGAAUACGAAGGGGAUCGGAAUGAAAUGGGGGAACGGCACGGGCACGGAAAAGCCAGGCUGCCCAACGGGGACACCUACGAAGGGAACUAUGAAUUCGGUAGAAGACACGGCCAGGGGACCUACAUAUUUAAAAACGGCGCCCGAUACAUUGGAGAAUACGUUAAAAACAAAAAACACGGCCAAGGCACUUUCAUAUAUCCAGACGGAUCCAGAUACGAAGGUGACUGGGCUAAUGACCAGCGACACGGCCACGGCGUGUACUACUACGUCAACAACGACACCUACACGGGGGACUGGUUCGGCCACCAAAGGCACGGGCAAGGCACCUACUUCUACGCCGAGACGGGCAGCAAGUACGUGGGCACCUGGGUGAGCGGUCAGCAGGAGGGGGCCGCCGAGCUCAUCCACCUGAACCACAGGUACCAGGGCAAGUUCCUGAACAAAAACCCCGUCGGCCCUGGGAAGUAUGUGUUCGACAUCGGGUGUGAGCAGCACGGAGAAUACCGGCUCACGGAUAUGGAAAGAGGAGAAGAGGAGGAGGAGGAGGAGACAGCGGUCACGAUCGUUCCCAAAUGGAGGGCUAUAAAAAUCACGGAGCUGGCCCUGUGGACGCCGACCCUCCCGGAGGAGAAGCCCGUCGUGGAGCGGCCUGUGGUGGAGGAGGCACCGGGAGCCGAGGGCUCCAGCGAGCUGGUGGAGGAAAGCCCGCCCUUGCCGGAAGGAUUCGAGGGGGAGAUCGACUUGAGGUCUGGAGAUGAAGAAGAGCUCCCCCGGCAGGAGAGCCGCGAGUUCAAUUACGAGGGGGACCCGGGGAACAUGAGCUUUGAGGAAGAAGGUCGAUUCUCGGACCUGCAAGACUGAGCUGAGC
Perognathus longimembris pacificus (Pacific pocket mouse) is the source of this 955-nucleotide messenger RNA. RefSeq names its product radial spoke head component 1 (gene Rsph1). The record is from RefSeq and is a predicted model, not a curated record. Gene Ontology annotation, cellular component: nucleus; motile cilium. Bases 34 to 948 code for a protein of 304 amino acids. Lineage: Eukaryota; Metazoa; Chordata; Mammalia; Rodentia; Heteromyidae. Gene Ontology annotation, biological process: spermatid development; axoneme assembly. The transcript has 12 exons.